UUUCGAGAAAUUCAUAGAAUUAUUCAGUCAGCGCUCAUCACUCGACCACCACGAACAUUUAGCUCUCCUGAAUCUUCGACUCAGCCCUCCGAGCCGUGAGAGCUCAGAUAUCAGUGACUAUGGCUUCAGCAAGCCUUGCUGCCGGGGCUUUCUCCAGCUUCACUUCGUCUCUCUCAGUGAACUCGCUCCCGUUUGCAAUUGGCAACCUCUCGCAAACCGUAGCUCUUUCCAGGAAUUUUCAGGGCCUUCGGAGGAGAUCCGAGCCAUUUUACUCUUCCCCCUCGAUCUGGGCUUCCAGAGUACCAAGGAGUUUCGUUGCGAAUGCUGUCAGCGAGGAAAAGCUGCCAUUGGUUGGAAAUCCUGCACCUGAUUUUGAGGCGGAGGCAGUUUUUGAUCAGGAAUUUGUUCAGGUCAAACUUUCGGAUUAUAUUGGCAAGAAACAUGUUAUUCUUUUUUUCUACCCACUAAAUUUCACAUUUGUUUGCCCCACAGAGAUUACUGCCUUCAGUGAUCGUCACCCUGAAUUUGAAAAAUUAAACACAGAAAUCUUGGGAGUUUCAGUUGAUAGUAAAUUCUCCCACCUUGCUUGGAUUCAAACAGAUAGGAAGGCAGGAGGUCUUGGGAAUAUAAAAUAUCCCUUGAUAUCUGAUGUGACUAAAUCAGUAUCACGUUCCUAUGGCGUAUUGAUUCCUGAUCAGGGCAUUGCUUUGCGAGGAUUGUUCAUCAUUGACAAGGAGGGAGUGAUUCAGCACUCAACCAUUAAUAACUUGGCCAUUGGUCGCAGUGUUGAUGAAACUAUGAGGACCCUUCAGGCACUGCAAUAUGUGCAAGAGAACCCAGAUGAAGUCUGCCCUGCUGGAUGGAAGCCUGGGGAGAAGUCCAUGAAGCCUGACCCUAAGCUCAGUAAGGAAUAUUUUGCUGCAAUUUAAUAACUGUCCUGAUCUGCAAGCUUGUUGUUUUUAGAAGUGAAUCCACUUGUCAUUAGUUUAGUAGUUAAUGGUGAAUUAAUUAAGGAGUAAUUUACUAAUGAUAGGUGGAUUUAUAUCAUUAAUUCUCUUCUAAAAAUGAUCUUGCUUCUUAGGAUUGAACUUUCUAAAGUCAAUCUGAGGGAUCAAUGGCUGUACAUUUAACAGUAAUCUCUGAAUUGGUGGAGUAUUAUUUUGGAAGAUAAGACUUUUCUUGUAGAAAA
Messenger RNA from Dendrobium catenatum, 1189 nucleotides. Its product is annotated as 2-Cys peroxiredoxin BAS1, chloroplastic. The transcript is spliced from 7 exons. Gene Ontology annotation, biological process: hydrogen peroxide catabolic process; cell redox homeostasis; response to oxidative stress. The record is from RefSeq and is a predicted model, not a curated record. Gene Ontology annotation, molecular function: thioredoxin peroxidase activity. The coding region runs from base 120 to 929 and encodes 269 amino acids. Lineage: Eukaryota; Viridiplantae; Streptophyta; Magnoliopsida; Asparagales; Orchidaceae.